AUGGUUUCUACAGGAGCGGCAAUAGUGGAAUUGUCCGUUGACGAAAUUGCUGCUAUGAGCGAUACCGAGCUUGGCCACUUCAUGACGAAACAUCGCCUUCCCGAUGGCGGUUACGAACUUCCUGUUAACGGAUGGGAUAAGCUAUCUAAAGAUGAACGCGGCCAUCUUGCCGCGAGACUAAAGGCUCAAGAACAAGGCCUAGCCCAGAGCCCCACGGCUUUUUCUUGCCCACUCGAUAUCGACGACCUCGAUGCGCGCCUACGUCAAGUAUCGCCCAACAAAAGCUUCUCACUGCAACCUGAACCCCGAACUGCAAGGUCCCCUACACCACUGGUCGACCCAACCAUACGCGAAGCCGAGGCUUACCAGGAGCUCGUCAAUGAUGGUGGCCGUCCGUUAUACCCCAUCGACCUUAUCCAUAAUAUGUUUCAGCAUCCAGACAACUACGCAGAGACAUUACGGCCUUGGCAAGUAAAUAAUAGCCCUGUAUCCCCUUCCGGCAUAUUCCAGAAACAGCUACAGAGGUGGCGAAACUUCCGCAGGUGGCAAAACGACCAUCGAGGCCAUGAGGAUGACGAGGGUGGUUUCCUAGCGUUUGUCGAGUGGAACAAGCACAUAACACGACGGGAUAUGAAGCCGAAAUGUGCUGCAAAGCACCUAGCCGAAAUUGAGGCUGAUCCGUCAUGCCUUAAGUCGAUCUGGGAGCAUAGGCAAUGGGAACGUGAAAGGCAGCGACGCUAUUGCAGAGAACGCGGCUGCCAAGGGUUUAGCGACUAUACGGAAGCGGUAAAGCGCCGGCUUGCCCGCCACGACUUUACACAACCAUGCAAGCUCAACGAAGACCCUAAGAACCAAGAUAACCUUACCACAUGGAUCGAGUACCUCAACUACGAGUACUGGUGGCUUGAUAAGUACACUAGCGAUAUUGAACGCCUAGAGCCAGAACAUGAUAAGUUAUGGCAGGAUCUUGUUGACAAGAAGAUCCCAAGACCUCACGAGACAAAAGAGUUUGUACGUACAGCCUUAUCGGGGAUGGAGGGCGAGGCAGAAAAGGACCAAGCUAUGAAGACUGUACAAAGGGCAGAGUCGGAAGCGAGACGAAUCUACGCGUCAACCCAGGAGGGCCUAGAGCGUUCAAGUAUUCCUAUAGCAAGGCGGAUAUCGAUGUUAAAACACAGCGCGGAGAAAGUACUUGCUGCAAAGGAACGGUUACGGCAGGUCCAAAGCCGAUUAUUCCUUAUUACACAAUUUGUUCGGGCCACGUUCGACUACGAUGAGGCAAAGAGAGAUGCUGCUCGUCAACGCGUCCUUGUCCAAUGGGUUCUGGACCAGGUUCCUCUAAUUCAGGACCUACGCAAAGCAAAUAUACAACUUGAAUCUGGUGGAAAAAGGGCGACGAAGAGGAGGCUCACCAGCGACGAAGAGCUUGGAUCUGAUGGGCAAAGGGCGACGAAGAGGAGGCUCACCAGCGACGAAGAGCUUGGAUCUGAUGGACGAAGGGCGACGAAGAGGAGGCUCAUUAGUGACGAAGAGCUUGGAUCUGAUGGACAAAGGGCGACGAAGAGGAGGCUCACCAGCGACGAAGAGCCUCUAGAGAGACAAGACCUGAAAAGGGCGAGAAUUGACCUUGAAGAACCGAGGCUGGCCAGUGCGAUAAUCCCAUCAAAAGUCACAAAGACGCAGUCGGAGUCCCGCAUUGUGAUGGACCAGGAAGCGGCUCAAGGUUCGCACCAAGAUGACGUUCAGGCAAUACCGCAAGGACCCCGCCGCAGCGCACGUAUUGCGGCGUAUCGUGACGCUUCCAAGAUAGCCCCUGAGCGUGGCAUCCCUCAACCAAGAAGACGCUCAAGGUCUGGAGCAACACCAGCACACGCACCAGCAAAACCGCCACCAGCACAACCGCUAAGAUCUUCUUCGCUAGUUGAGGACACAAAAGCUCAUACGGUGGGGAGACCGUCACGCGGCAAGAGUCAACGCGGCAAGAGUCAACGCGGCACAGCUAAAUCAAACAGGAGGUCGCAGAGGCGUCAGCAGCGAAGGGGUGACUAA
Cordyceps militaris CM01 is the source of this 2049-nucleotide messenger RNA. RefSeq lists its product as uncharacterized. The transcript has 2 exons. The record is from RefSeq and is a predicted model, not a curated record. NCBI's taxonomy places the organism in Eukaryota, Fungi, Ascomycota, Sordariomycetes, Hypocreales, Cordycipitaceae. Bases 1 to 2049 code for a protein of 682 amino acids.